GCUUGCUAGUGUCUUACUGGCCGCUAGCUCGCACAAUUUCCAAAAGCCUGGGCACCCCGGAGAAGAAUCCAUAUCUGGCACCUUACGUGCCUACUCAAUUAUUGCUGUUGCCUCGCGUUGCAAGAGAUGCCGAAAAAAGCUGCGCCCGCAUACAGAGGUGCUGUGGUCGGCGGCCCGCGCUGCCCCAUACGCGUGCGCAAGGACGAUGAAAUGACCGUCGACACCACGACGCCAAGAGAAUUGGGACUUAGGAUUAAGAAGGAAGACGGCACGUUCUUCGCCGGAGCUGCACGAAUCGAGUUCCGCAUCAAAGACGGCGAGUACAGGGCGGGCAAAAGAGUCGACCUGACCUGCGCCCUAGUAGCAGAAGAGCGAGUCCCUAUGAGACCUUUAAAAACGGUGAAUGGCCUAGAAGUUCGAGCCUGGGAGCUCGAUUUUGACAGAGACGCACUCCGCGCAAGAGGCCAAAAGUCUAUGAAUGAAGUAGGCACGGCGGCCCGGGCAAGUGACUGGCACUCCGGACUCCCAGAGGACGUCCAAGCGCUGCUCGAGGCCGAUCCCGUGGACGAAGAGGCGCUGCUGCAGAUUUUUAGGACUAGAUACGUGGGGCCGUCGCAGUUUCGAGCCCUUCAAAAUUGUCAUCUGCGACACUGCGAUUUCAGGAACAGGUGGGAGCGAUGUGUGUUUGACUACGGCGCGAAAGGCGAGGCGAAGGGCGCCGAAGACAAGUGCGCGAAGCAGGGCGCCGUGAACGCCCUCACCUUUCGCAAAGGCGACUGGGACACGUCGGCCUUCUUCAAGAGCCGGCCGGCCUGGAUGCAGAAGGGGGCGAAGGACUCGAAGAAGGGCUUGCCCUGGACCGGUCCGAGAGGGGACGGGCGCCUCGACGAGUACAAGGUCCCGGACGAGCGCGGCCGGCAGACAAAGGUACGCGUUGACGGCAGCGAGUCGCACUGGGGAAUAGGCGCGUCGGGCCGGCUCGAAGGAGCCCGCGACGCCGCGGCGGCCCGACGGAAGGCUGCGGCGCGGCCGCGCGUCAGUACCCCGCGCGGAAAGUGCUUCGACAUGACGCGGUCGCCGCGACGCGCGUCGACGCGCUACCACGCCACCGAGACGCUGCCGACGCGGCCGCGCGAAGGGGUCUACGCGUCUCGUGAGGGCGCCGCGACCGUUUCGCAACCACGUCGUUCCGCGCAGGUCCCCGUAUUGAUGCAGCAGGACGACGAGGAGGACGAAGCAGUGCAGGAGCUCCAGGCGCUGGCCGGGCUCGAUGUGGACGACGAGGUCGAGGAGCUGGAUUUAUUUGAUGCGAGCGAUAAUAGGCAGGGGCGCCACGCGAUCCGCGGCAUGCUCACUAUACUGUCGGACCAUAUCCGCGCCGCCGAGGGUCAUCUUAUCUCCGUUGGAUUCAAGGAGUCGCUUAGGAUUGGGACGCCGGCCGAGUUAGAUACGCAGCGGUGGUGGCUGCUCGGCGACUACGAACGCACUGGACGCAAGCUCAAAUUGGAUAUGGACGAGCUCUGGUAUCAGUCGACCACCUACGCGGACAAGAACGACCUGGUCGCCCUCGAAGUCUUUAAUGAGCGCUUCUUCGAGCAGCGGUGGCACUACACGAUGUUCAGACUGGCUGGGCACCCGAUAAAAGACGAGGCGCAGGACUUAGCGGUACGCGAGGUGUUUACGGUGGCGACGGUCUUGCUGUGUCCGGAGCACGCGACGCGGAGUAGUUUGGUUUUUACGUUGAAAUUGAUCGCGGAGCGCGGCGAAAAGGAGUCGGGCAUUUGGACGGCCACCAUACCUAUGGCGGUCUUCUUCAAUUUAGCUACCAACGACCAGCAGGCCAAGUAUCUCGAUACGCAGAUUAGAAGGUACGCGCACGACGCGGAGGUCGCCCGAGGGACCCGGCGCGGGCCGUUCCGGGUCGACGCCUUCGCGCGGGCGGCCGGCGUGACGGCGGAGCGCGCCGACCCGUCCACGCGCCACGAAAUAGCGCGCGACGCGCGGUCGAGGCUCGACGCUUUGACCGACCGCGCCGAAUGCGAGGAGGCGGUCGCCGACCUCAAAGAUGUGCUCGCGGAAGUGCAGCUCCAGCUCGCGCGCAUGUGAAUGUUAGUUGGCUAAGUAGUA
This is a messenger RNA of Pelagomonas calceolata, 2127 nucleotides long. The record is from the annotation of a GenBank genome assembly. Lineage: Eukaryota; Pelagophyceae; Pelagomonadales; Pelagomonadaceae.